Molecule: messenger RNA, 4398 nt
Organism: Orbicella faveolata
Lineage: Eukaryota; Metazoa; Cnidaria; Anthozoa; Scleractinia; Merulinidae
Product: netrin-1-like
Biological process (GO): dendrite development; tissue development; motor neuron axon guidance
Cellular component (GO): basement membrane
Molecular function (GO): protein binding
Source: RefSeq, a predicted model, not a curated record
GUUGUUGUGGUCAGUCCACCAUCCUGAGUGUAAAUCGAUCGCCCCUUCAUUCUGAAAAUUAACCCCGCUCUGAUAUAUGGCGACUUCAUUUUGCAGAGCUGUACAAAUCAAGAGAAUUGCAAAUUUGGCCUGAUCGGUAGUAGGUAGUAGGUUAACUAAUUAGCCACAGCUGUUGUGUUAACGAGAGAAAACUACGCAAAGUCUUCAUUUUAUGAAUUCCCUUGAAGAGCUACCACCCUCUGGAAAUCCGAAAGAAUUUGUACGGUGACAAGUUUGACGACAUUUCGGGAGUAAUUUCCGUGAAUUCCCCGGUUAAUCAGUUGUCUCCGGUUACUCAAUAAUUGUGUACAAAAUAACCAAGACUUGGGAACAUCCUGUACCUUAAUACAUGUUAUAUGUUAGAUAAGCUUGUAAGCAGGAAUAGCUCGGUAAUUAGCUAAAUUAUCUCUAUUCUUUCCCGCCUGAAUGAGAGGUUCAAGUUUAUACGAGAUAAGGAAUCUUAUGACGAGGUCUUAAAUGCGUCAGCGAUCAUUUUAUGCUUUCAUAACGGUUUAAAACAAGAAUCAAAUAAAAGAUUAGCCAUUGCUAUCGUUUGCGUAAAUGAGAAUUGUGUACCCUUUGUUCGAUGGCAAUAAAGAGCGCAUCUCGUGCCAAAAGCAAGCGCGUUUUGAGUGACAUGUCUCUCGACCACCCGGGGUGUUUGUUUGGUUCGAGCUCUCAAAAGUAAUAUAGGGGCGCUUGUGUCGUACUAAUUUGACAAAUAGCCCCAUUUCGUUAGUUAUCUGUUCAUCAAAUCGACACGUUUCUAAAGAACAGGCGAGGAAGGUGUCAACCGAACGAUUACUGGUUCCCAAAGUCCAUGCUUGAUAACAGCAUUGGCAAAUAUUGUAAUCGUUUUGGCAGAAUUGCCUCACGUCAGUAAGUACGUAAAGCUUUCAUCGCCAGUGCAGGGGUCACAAAUUUUUUAUACAUCGUUUCGGAAAUCAAUAAGAGCAAGGAUGGGGGGUUUACUAAGGGCAAACGGCUAAUUCAAGAUCCACGUGAGAACUAUGCUGUGUUGAUCCUUCAUAACUUUCAGCACAAAGUAGGAAGCGAGGCCAUUGACUGCCGGAAUCUUGCGCCAGAUAAGUUUGUACAGAAUUUGCGAUUGGCAAAUAAAUCUCGCUGUGGAAUCCACUCAUGGUAAAACCAUUUUAGAACGCCGUGAGCUGAGAUGCAGGCUGAGAACGGACACAUUGCUUCCUAACACCGCCAGACCAUAAAAGACUUAUGAUUGAUUAGGUGACGGGAAGGGAAUCGUGUAGCAAAUUGGCUGUGCGCGUUUGGGAGCGCGUCGCAAUCCUGACAGGAUUUUAAACAGACGACACGAGCACCUAAAGUAGAGAUUAUACAACGCAGUCUGAGCCAAAUCUCCUCUGAUUGAGAGUGUUUAUCGUAUUAUCAUCAACAACUUAGUACUAGACGUCGGCCAAGAAUUCCUACGACGGGUAUUUCCGUUUCUUGAAAGUUUAGUGGAAGUCAAGAACUGCUUUUUUUUCUCUCGUGCCAAAGCCCUGAAUAAGUUAACAAUGGAGCCGCAGUGUUUUAUAUCUGUGUUUAAUUUUAUUGUGUUAUUUAUAUUGGUUCCGAACCUUUAUCGCCAAAGUUUCUCGACAGUGACAGCUUCGUCCGCUCGCACUGACUGUUAUGAUGAUUACGGACGGCCACAGAGAUGUUUGCCAGAAUUUCACAAUUUGGCGUAUGGGAAACGGAUCUACGCAAGCCACUCAUGCGGUAAACCUCCGCGAAAAUUCUGCAAGUGGCAGCUCAGAGGACACACUUGUCAUGUAUGCGACUCGAGGGUUCCAAGCAAAACUUAUCCCGUCAAAUACCUGACUGAUCUACACAACCAAAACAACGUGACAUGCUGGCAAGCGGAUCCCAAGCAAUCCCGAGAGAACGUUACUCUAAUCCUCUCGCUUGGAAAAACCUAUGAUAUUACGUACAUCAGCUUGCAGUUUUGCGGGCCGAGGCCCGAGUCUAUGGCCAUAUACAAAUCCCUGGACUUUGGCAAGAGUUGGAGGCCGUAUCAGUUCUAUUCAGGCUCAUGCAGCAGGGUCUACGGAAGACCAAAGAAAGCAUUCGCUAGCAGAGAAAAUGAACAGGAAGCGCUUUGCACCGAUGCGCAUCUCAUAAAGCCUCUUCAAGGAGGCAGAAUUGCGUUCAGCACCCUAGAGGGUAGACCCUCGGCGAGUGAUUUCGAAUCCAGCUUUGUUCUUCAAGAGUGGGUCAGUGCGACUGACAUCAAAAUCGUCUUCAACCGCAUCAGCGCGGUCAGCAAGAAGCAAGAGUAUAAAUACUACGCCGUGUCGGACUUGGCUGUCGGUGGACGUUGCCGUUGCAAUGGACAUGCAGGCAGGUGCCCGAUCAGCCGUGACGGGAACCCAGUAUGUGAGUGUAAGCACCACACUGCUGGUAACAACUGUGAGCAAUGCAAGGCAUUUUUUAAUGAUCGACCGUGGAGGCCUGCUACCGAGACCUCGGCAAAUGAAUGCGUAGGUAAGAAAGGCUGUUAAAUCAUUUUUUUCAGGGUAGUUUUACGAUAUAAUGUCGAGUCUUUUUGCACCAAUAAAUCUCAGCGUGUGUCGUGUAGCGAUUGAGAUUGUUUACGUGAUGGCGUAUUGUUCCAUUGAGAGUGUUUGCGUUUGCUAAUUUGCCCUCUUAUGCGUAGACUUGUAAUAACUGUCAUCGGCGCACAUUUAGUCGCAUUUAGGGCUAAUUAGCGUUUGCAAAGCAACGCUUACCUGGGCUUGAAAAAGAAAGUGUUAUAAAAUGUGUCUUGCGGUUUGAGGUUUGGAAUUUAUUUUUCCAAAUACGGUACGUAAAGACUACUGAUUUAGAGUUUUAGCACUCGGCCACCGAAAAACGUGCGGCAUCCUUAAGAGAUACAAAGGAUCAAGUAAGGUCCCAGAAUGUCUGAUGUCGAGUUAGUGGACAAUAAAUGAGGUGUUACCUCCUAAAGACUGCUUUUUUCCUGUCUAUUAACAGCCGGGCUUUGACGUAUUACGAUUGUCUUACCAAACUGGUACGUGUAAUAACGCACAAAACAGCCGUUGACCCAGCUUCGGUGUAUUAAGUAUACCCUUCUCCUUGCGGAGCUAACCAAAACGACCAGCUCCUUCAGCCUUCUAUCCACAGUAAGUCAAGUGUACGUAUCACGGCAAUAAAGGAAGUUAUCUGACAAUAGAUAUUUUGAUAGAUGAUCAUUCUUCGAUUGAGUUCAGGUUUUACUUAAUAACAAAACAGUAUAGAGAUCAGUUCAGAAAAUUUGCCUGUUAAACGCCCCAGGGUUGAAAGAGUAACUGCGUUCUUUUAUUGCACUGCUCAAUUAAAGAUCUUCGCAAGAUGUAAUUUAAAAACAAAAUGGUUUUUUUAAGAUUAUACGUUCUUGACUAUCGGGUUUGCCUUUUGCACUGUUUAGAGACUUGUAUUCCGUGUUGAAAAUGCUGGUAAAAUCUUAGGACUGUCCAUUUUAAGUGGGAUUAUGAAACGCGGAUUUGUAAAAAAUGCGAAGAAUUUAUCAAGUUUCCGCGAACUCAAAAUUGAUAUCACAAAAAGAUAAUUUAUAAAGGCCUGUGUUUUGAUGCGUCUUGAUGGCGACAAGAAAAUCACUCUUCACAACGCCGAGAACAAAGGAUGAAUAAAGAAGAAAAUAUUUGUAUAAGCAUAGCUUAAGAGCUUGACUCCAUUGAGACGACGAAAUAGUUUCUAUAAUUGAGACUAAUUAAGGAAAAUUCUAUGAUCGUCCGACAGAGCGAACUAUUUUUACAGAAGGUCUUGUUAUUCAUUACCCAUGCAAAGCUGACAAUAUAGACACGAUUUUUUAUUACACUUGACUAUUCUGAUAACGACAGCUCAUUUAUCUUUGGACGAGUAGAAGCUUCUAGAGAUGGGUACAUAUUUAUAUUUAUUUCUAUUCCAGAAUGAUUUAUUUACAUGUUUUAAAGAAAUUUCACUUUAAAAUUAGAAAGAAACGAUGGUACUUGCAUUAAACCUUGAGAACUUCAGUCAGCAUACGACCCUGUACGUUUCGCAGCCGGAAUGAUACAUAUAUGUAUAUUAUACCUGAUACAAAUUCUGUUGAUUGUUAAAAAAUGAAAUAAACGGUUAUUUAAAGCACGAUUUGCGUGCCUUAAACUUUAACCUUUAAUUAAGGCAUACAGUUCCAAGGACAGACUAGUUCUUGUCUUAUUAAAGCUUGAGUUUUGACUGAACAAAUGAAAAUGUAUUUCUAUUGUAGUACAAAACAAUUUGUUGAACAUUUGGCGCUUUCGGAAAGCGAACAGAAAUAAAACAGUCAAUAGUCUCUGAACCUUAUGUGCAUUCAUUUUCACUAGAAUGUUAACUCCAUGGUUGGAA